AUAGUUGAGGCUGCCCUUGAACUCGCUAUGUAGCCCAGGCUGGCCUUGCCUUCCCAGAUAUUUUCCUGCUGCAGCCUCCCGAUGCUGGAACUACCAGCCUACACUACCGCGCCUGGCUAUGGAACAAGCAGUUUUUAAAGAAAUGAAUCCAAUUGCAGUAGUUGCUGACUUAUAGCCCCCUCUUGGGGCUUCCUGUGUAGCUCUGUGGGAACACAGCCCCUGCCCAUGGCCCCCAAGGUCCCUCCUGCCUCUGUGACCUCAUCUCCCCCUCUUCAAGCCCCAGCCCCACUGGCCUUUUGCUCUUCCUACAACUUCAUUUCCUGCUGACCCAGGGCCUUUGCAUGUGCUGCCUGGCCUCUGCUGGUCUUUCUCCUGCAGACUUUUUGAAAGGAUUGCCCGUGUACAACAAGAGCAAUUUUAGUCGAUUCCAUGCUGACUCUGUGUGCAAGGCUUCGUCAUUGUGACAGAAAAGACAAACAUCCUUCUACGCUACCUACAUCAGCAAUGGGACAAAAAGAAUGCUGCCAAGAAGAGGGACCAGGAGCAGGUGGAGCUGGAGGGCGAGAGCUCAGCGCCGCCCCGCAAGGUGGCGCGGACGGACAGCCCCGACAUGCACGAGGACACCUAGGCCGACGCCCGCCCCGUGUGGCGCCGCGGCCUGGGCUCGUGUUAGCGGUUUUAUCCUGGACUCGCGCGUGCUCCGUGUCCACCCCAAUAAAGGAUCUUUCCUACUCCACCUCGCGUCUUUGCUCCGCCCGCCUCGGCCGGGAGGACGGAGCCCACCGUCAUCCUCCUGUCGGCACAGCGGGGAGCGAGGAGGGGCCGUGCCAUGCCCCGCGCCAGCGGAUUCUCCUCAGCCUGCUGCGGCCACGUCAGGGCUGCAGGCACGGCGGAGCGGCUGCCCGCCACGCCCAUCACUGCGUCCUGAGGACCGGCUCAGCCCAGAGAGACAGCGUGGGUCCCGGCACACGGCCAGGCAGAGUGCCUGGGAGGGGACCCUGCCAGAGACGGUUACGCCGCUUCGGGUGCCACCGGUGGGCGCGGCUGGGCGAGGGGCUGCUUCCUGGCCUGGGUGCACCGCUCCCGCCCACCCACCCCAAGGGGCCCUGAAGGUGGCUGUGGCUUUGGGAGCUUGGCUGGGGCGUUGGGGCUGGUGAGGGCAUCGAGCUCAGAGCAGGGCGAUGUCGGGAGGUCACCCACAGGUCACGCCAUCGUGGCGGUGCUGGGCUGCAGGGCCACGGGGCUCCCUGAGGUGCCACUGGGCGGCUCUCGGCGUGCUCCUGUGUCUGCCCUCGCCGGGCCCUGGUCGUGCAGGCUCUGGGUGUGGGCUGUGCCGAAGUGCGGGGAGCUUGCUGGGGUCGGCCAGCCCUCGGGGUGCCUGGUGUCACCUGGUUGGUGGCAGAUGGUGGGGCUGGGCGUGCACCCUUCCCCUGGGCGUCAGGCGUCUUUGUCCCCUCUGAGGAGCUGGCCCCGUCCCUGUGCUGCAGGCGGGCUUCCUGGCCUUCGCAGUCCCCUUCACCACCCUGCUCGGCAGUCGCUGCCCCGCCUCUGCUGGCGCAGGCUGCCCGUUGCCUCCGGGUGCCCCGGCCAGGCCCUGAGCCCUCACAUUCGGAUGAGAAUGCACACACCCCAGGUCCACACCUGAGGGCCCGUGAUUCACGGCUGACUGCUGCACCAGGCUGCCCCCCAGCUCUCCUGGUGCCAGCUGUCUCCCGGUGUCCACAUCUGUCCCUCCCUCCCUGCCGACCUGGUGCCAGAUGCUCCCUGGAGGUGGCUGUCAGAAUGACCGUCUCUUCCUUGCCGCCCAGCGCAGGGAGAGGACUGCCACCCUUACCCCCACCAGGCCGAGGCACUGCUGACUUCAUCUAGGAUGCUAGGGCCAGCUCCGGGGGCUCUGCAGUCCCAAGGCCCAGGUCACCCCGUCGUGGGGAAAUCUGGAGCUUCUGCAAAGCCUGAGAUGGUUCCAGGAGCCCGGUCAGCCGGCCCGAGCCCAGAACGCCACACUCACCCUGGGCGCUGUCGAAAUAGACUUUUUAUUGCAUUGCUGCCGUUUUACAAAAAUAUGACAAAAUAAAUUAAAAACAAAUAAA
This is a messenger RNA of Chinchilla lanigera (long-tailed chinchilla), 2090 nucleotides long. RefSeq names its product DET1 and DDB1 associated 1 (gene Dda1). Gene Ontology annotation, biological process: positive regulation of proteasomal ubiquitin-dependent protein catabolic process. Gene Ontology annotation, cellular component: Cul4-RING E3 ubiquitin ligase complex. Bases 430 to 1110 code for a protein of 226 amino acids. The transcript is spliced from 5 exons. The record is from RefSeq and is a predicted model, not a curated record. Lineage: Eukaryota; Metazoa; Chordata; Mammalia; Rodentia; Chinchillidae.